CGAUUCACGAGCAGAUCGGGGCAACUAUGCGCGGGACCGCAAUGCAUGGCGAGCUCACGACUCCCAGCAGAGUUCUCAAAGGCCUACCCAAGAUCCGUACUACCGUGAAGACGCUUAUACAAGACAUGACGACUACUACUAUCGCGACUCUGCUUCAACGUCACGAACUACUCAAAGUUAUCCACCCGAGUAUUGGCAGCCAUCUGAACCUGCAAGAUAUCCCCCAGAUGAGCGUCGAGAAUGGCGUCCGCGAGAGCAGUUGUCUUACGACUCUCGUCCGCCAGCGUAUGGUACCUACGAGCGUGAUGACCGUUACACGCAAUCUCGUCAUUCUGACGAUCGCUAUGUUCAACCUGAUACUCGUGCUGAUCCAUAUGCAUAUUCGCGAGCUGUGGGUGAUCGCUAUUCUCAUUCACUGACCCAAGAUAACGGCUGGCCGCCACCGAGACGAGAAGUGGCCUACGAUGACCGAUACUCCCGUUCCGUCCCCGAAAACAAUAAAGCUUGGCCGUCGAGAGACCGGGUCCGUGAUGAAGCAUAUUCAAAACGUGCACGUUCUGCACAGUGGGACAGACGGGAUGACAAGAGGACGGUGGAUGAUUCCUCUUGGGAGCCAGCACCGGGGUGGAAGGAGCGGGAGGGGAACACUGUUCGGGAUGAAAACGUUCCAGCCAGCUCCAAGAAGAAGAAGAAGAGCAAAAAACAGCGGGACAAGAAUAAAGAGAAGAAGAGAGGGGAGGAAGAGUUGCAGAAGGAAACAGAGAAAGAGAGGGAUGACGAAAGUAAUAGGGGUACACGGGAAGACAGGAAGAAAAAUGGAACUGUCCACAAUGGUUCACGAUGGUCGGAUGACGAGAGAGAGAGUCCAACACGAAAACGGCGGAAAUCCGUGUCUCGCUCUCCAUCCAAAGAUCGAUCUUCCCAGUCCCCUACACCCAAGCGUCGACGGUUAAGCACGUCAGAACGUCUUCACGCCGAAGACGUUCAUACGGCACACGAGACACGUGGAAGGGCUGGUGGUAUCAGCCCUGCGGCUCUUAAACAAAAGGCACGCCGUGAGGCUGACAUUCCUGCCAAACGAAAGAGAAUGCCAUCGUCUUCCCCCGCAUCCCGUUCACCAUCCACGCCAUCUUCUCACGCAAGCCCUAAACCACGCAGUCCAAAGCCAGUGCAUCGUCUGAAUGGCGCUUUACCUGUUAAAAUCACACCCACGAUCAUCCGCCCUCCUCCGACUGGACCUCGACAGUCGCAAACCUCCGUGGCACCACUUAACGAUCAUGUUAUCCCGAGAGCUCCCCGAGCGGCCGUAGUUGGCAGUGGAGCCCCACCUGGACCGGCCAACAGUUCAAUCCGUCGGUUCUUUCCAGGAGACGAAGAAGACACUGAGCCGACGAUUGCUACUGGUCCGAGAGGUUCGACUGCACGAAAGCCACCGCGUGGCCCUCGAGGAAGUAAUGGUCAGACGCGGUCUCCCGUUGAGGAGAAGGAGGAAGGCAAGCCCGAAGAUCCUGCACGCGCUGCGGAGGAAGAUCGCAUUGUGCGAGGUGGAUGGUCCAUUAUUCGUCCAGGAAUUCCAGGUAAAAGUCGAGGUGAUGCAGAAUCUCAAGCAAAGGAAGGGAAAGGCAGUAAGCAGCAUGAUGAAUCUCCAGAACCAGCGGCAAAAGAGCAUCGCGAAGAUCGGGCAGAGGAUAAUCGUCGAAAAGAUGAACUACGAACUGAUCGGCCACCUGAACGUGCGUACGAUGAUCGGCGCUCUCGGGAGCCGCCAAGCGAGCACACCGGCGGUUGGCAAUCAUCUCGGGACUAUUCUGAGCCUCGCUAUCGAAGUCGUUCCCGAAGUCCACCUCGGAGGAGAAUGCAAGAAGCCGAUGACCGAUAUCAUGAUCGAUAUGAAGAGUAUGGACGAAGUCGACGUGAUCACAGGGCUGAACGUGAUUACUAUGACUCCACCGAUGAACGCUAUACUCGCGGCUAUGGAGCAUCAUCACAAUUGCAUGGCACGUACGACGAGAGGGAGCGCGAUCACAAUCGGGACAAUCAUCCCGUCGGUCCUCCUAGGCAUCCCGCGCCUCCUGGACGAGCAAGGCCGCAAGAGCAAGUAGCAAAUCGAAUCUUGCCCACGCAUCGCACUUCGCGAGACCUAGCAAUCUCAUAUCAAAUUGGUAAUGCCGUCGGCGAAGGCACUUUCGGCAAAGUCUACAAAGCCACCGAUUCAGCAACUGGCGUGUCAGUGGCUCUGAAGCGAAUCCGCAUGGAAGCCGAAAAGGAUGGGUUUCCUGUCACAGCAAUGCGGGAGAUCAAGAUUCUCCAAGCAUUGCGGCAUCCUAACGUCGUUGGGCUGUACGAAAUGAUGGUUGCCAAAGGUUCUGUGUACAUGGUCUUCGAGUAUAUGGAGCACGAUCUCUUGGGCGUCCUAUCACAGUCGCUGUUCAGUUUCACCGAUGCCAACCUAAAGUCUUUUUCAAAGCAGAUGUUGGAAGGCCUAGCCUACCUGCACCAUCGAGGUAUCUUGCAUCGUGACCUGAAGGGCUCAAAUAUUUUGGUCAAUAAGCACGGUGAACUCAAACUCGCGGACUUCGGCCUUGCCAGGUUCUACAACAAACGACGACGACUCGAUUACACCAAUCGGGUCAUCACACUCUGGUAUCGGCCCCCGGAGCUUCUUCUGGGUGCCACAGAAUAUCAGGGCGAGGUCGAUGUUUGGAGCGCUGGAUGUAUUAUUGUGGAGCUAUUCAAUCGCGGAGCCCCUUUUCGAGGCGAGACAGAGAUUGAUGAAAUUCAAUCUAUCUUCAGGAUUAAGGGCACGCCGAAGCUGGAGGACUGGCCUGAGGUGACAGAACUUCCAUGGUACGAGAUGCUUCGACCUAAGCAACAGCUUCCGGAUCGUUUCGAGGAAACGCUCAAAGAUGCACUCCAUAUGCCGGGGUUGAUGGAUCUCGCCCAGCAAAUGCUGAGGUAUAAUCCCCGCAAGCGUAUCACUGCGGCUGAGGCUCUCGACCAUCCUUACUUUACCUCACUAUUACCAGCACCUCAGCUGCCGACUCAGAUGGAAACCGUUGAAGGAGAAUGGCAUGAACUCGAGACCAAGCCUAUGCGCGACAUGGCUAGGCAAGAAGAGAAGAAGAGGAGGGCUGCCGCGGCAGCAGCGGUUGUACAGGAGGAUCUCGGUAAUGUUUCAGCUUGAACCUUGUAGCACCAAGGCAUGUGCACCCAACUUUUCACUAUUCAUACCUCACCCAACCUGUAUCCAUACAAUCUCCCGUCUCUAUCUG
Dacryopinax primogenitus is the source of this 3272-nucleotide messenger RNA. RefSeq names its product Pkinase-domain-containing protein. Bases 1088 to 3184 code for a protein of 698 amino acids. Gene Ontology annotation, biological process: transcription elongation by RNA polymerase II; protein phosphorylation; positive regulation of transcription elongation by RNA polymerase II. The transcript is spliced from 8 exons. NCBI's taxonomy places the organism in Eukaryota, Fungi, Basidiomycota, Dacrymycetes, Dacrymycetales, Dacrymycetaceae. The record is from RefSeq and is a predicted model, not a curated record. Gene Ontology annotation, cellular component: nucleus; cyclin/CDK positive transcription elongation factor complex. Gene Ontology annotation, molecular function: ATP binding; cyclin-dependent protein serine/threonine kinase activity; RNA polymerase II CTD heptapeptide repeat kinase activity.